AUGGAAGAAAAUCUUUUGAAUGAAAUCGAAAAUUUUACAUCUGUUAAAUACCUCGAUGAUGUGACUAAUAACGACAUUUGCUGUAACGAAGAUGGACAAGAUAAUGCAUUGAUUAAUCAAUUAGCAAUUAAAGAUCGGCAGUUGAUCUUGGCAGCGAAAUGUGGUAAAGUUUUGUUAGAACAAAAAGAAGAACUCGAACGACAAAUCGAUAUAAUCACUCGAGAUUAUCAACAAAGAAUCGACUCACUGGAACAAGAACGACAUGAAUUACGUCUACUCGUUGAACAAGUGCAAAGUGAAUGUGAAACGAAAAUCAUUGAAUCGAACGAAGACAAAUACGAAUUAUGUCGGCAAUUGGAUGAUUUUCGUCGCGAACAGCGUCUUCACGAUGAACAACAGACGCACACAAUUCAAGAAAUAACUGAAAUUAAUUAUAAACUAUCACAAGAAUUACAAACUAGUCGCACAACCGAAUCGAGAUUGCAAGAACAAUUGAGAAUAUUACGACAACAAUCUGAUACCGUAUGUCAAACGAAUACAGAACAAACACAUCAAUUGUAUACCGUAAAACAACAGUUCGAUAAUCUUCAUAGUCAACAUCUUCAACUGGAACUUGAUCAUCAUCUACUACUCGAAGAACGUGAUACGUUAGCACAUAAACUGGACGAAUGUCAUCGAAAAUAUGUUGCUAUCGAAGAUGAAUAUCGUUCUUUACAAGAAACAAAAUUCCAAAAUGAAAAAGAACUAAACGAUGCACAUGAAUUAAUCCAUCGUCUGUCGCAAUAUAAUCCAGAAAAUCGUGUACCGACAUCAUUUAUGCAAGAAUUACAAGAUGAUUUCGGUAUCUAUCCACAUCCAGCUACUCGGCUGAAUUCAACGGUCAUUGAUGAAGACGAUAAUGUUAUUGAAGAUAGUCCAAUGGAACAAGGAGAACACGCUGAUGAUGAUGAUCAUCAUCAUGCAGUUGAAACAUCGCAAGUACAAAGCAAUUCAUUCAUUAAUGAAAAAUGUCUGCUAGACGAACUUCUCCAAACAGAAGAGUUCAAACGUGAAAUUGUUCUUGUCUACAAGCAAUUACGCUCUCUUUGUUUGGAGUUAAUUUAUAUUCAUACUCAUACCUAUUCGAAUAAUAUAUCGACAACAUCUUCUUCGAUCAGCGAUACUGUAGAUAAAGUUUACGAUCGUCUUCAAAAUGGUUGUUUAAUCAGUAUAUUAUUCGAAUUGAAAAAUUUAAUCAAAGAUAUGAUUGAACAUGAAGAUGUGAUUGAAUUCAAAACUGAAAAAGAUAUUGCACCAAAUUCGAAAACUAUCCUUCCAUCGCCAUCGCUAGCGACAAUGAAUAGUUAUACAUCAGCUUAUGAUGAUAUGAAUUUUAUACUUGUACCUUCAUCUCCGCAAAUACGACAAAAUCUGACACCAUCGACGGGAAAAUUGCUAAGACUUGACGUUGGUUUCACUACUGGUUUAUAUGAACCGCCAAAACGUAUACUUGUUGUUUGUUCCAGCCAUUCACGAGGUGUAUAUUUAAGUGAAUUCGCUGAGUUGUACAAUAUACUACGAAGAAAAUUUCAAGGUAAAGAAGGUGUUGAAUUUGUCAUUGCUUCACCGAAAGGAGGAUCUAUUCCGAUUGAUCCGACAUCUCAUCCACGUGCCGAAAUUCAACGCGAAGAGUGGUCAUCAGCGAUACGUCUGCUUUCACAACCAUCGCAUCAUCUUCUAGAUGAUCAGCAUGCUCAUGAUUAUGACGCUGUUUAUUUGCCUGGAGGACAUGCGCCAAUGUUUGAUUUAGUCGAUCAUCCUCAUUUAAAACAAUUAUUACUAGAUUUCGAUAUGCAAAUGAAACCUAUUGCUGCGAUAUGUCACGGUGUUGUUGCACUAAUCAACGUUCGUCGAAUAAAUGAUACGCAUUCAUUUAUUCAAGGUCGAGUCCUGACCGGCUUUUCGUUAGAAGAAGAAUUGCUUUCGACCAAUGAAGGCGAAAAUCUUGUAGAAAAGAAUCCAUUCAUCUUGGAAACAAAACUUAAAGAUCACGGUGCCAUUUAUAUCAAAGCAAGUCCGAAUAAAGAACAUGUCAUUCAAGAUGGCCUACUACUGACCGGACAAAACCCAACAAGUACUAAACAAUUAGCCCAUCGUUUUAGUGAAUUGAUUGAGCAAUGUGCUGCUCAGAACUAUCAACAAGUCAAUCUAACUUCAUCCCUACCGAAGACAAUCAUAACAAGUCAUGUUGCACUUACCAACAGCAAUCCGAGUUUAUUAUCGCGAUUGAAAUUAGCUCAUCUCGAAUACAUUCAACGACACCAACAUCUGAUUGUCUUUAGUGGAUCAACAUUAUUUACGGAUACGUCAAAUCUGACACAUCAAGAUUCAUCAACAAUGGUUAUUCUAUUAGCAACAAGCGAUCUGAAACAAGCACAACGUUUUAUUGAACAUGAGCCCUAUACUGCUUCGAAACAAAUAUUUGAUGUAACUCAUAUAAAACCAUUUAAAUCGUUAUUACCAAGUGCGAACAAUCAAUAUUUGUUGAAUUAUCAUAUCCAACAAGAGUUGUUCAAAGCACAUCAUCAUCAAGCACGUAAUUGA
Adineta ricciae is the source of this 2583-nucleotide messenger RNA. NCBI's taxonomy places the organism in Eukaryota, Metazoa, Rotifera, Eurotatoria, Adinetida, Adinetidae. The record is from the annotation of a GenBank genome assembly.